Belonocnema kinseyi is the source of this 516-nucleotide messenger RNA. RefSeq lists its product as uncharacterized. The coding region runs from base 1 to 516 and encodes 171 amino acids. The record is from RefSeq and is a predicted model, not a curated record. The transcript has a single exon. Lineage: Eukaryota; Metazoa; Arthropoda; Insecta; Hymenoptera; Cynipidae.
AUGUGGUUCGCGCAAGUAGAAACUCAGUUCCCUUUGUCAAAUGUACAAAAUAAUACGACAAAGUUCAAUUAUAUCGCGGGAAACUUGGACGCUAAAUACGCAGCAGAAAUGCGCGAUAUUUUGACUCUGCCCGAGGGAGACCCUAGUAGGAGAUACGCGAAUUUAAAAGCUCAGCUCAUCGACCGGUUAAGUGCAUCUCAAGACCAAAAAACGCGACGGCUCUUAGAGCAUGAGGAAAUAGGCGACCGGACGCCAUCACAGUUCUUGAGACACCUUCGAGGACUCGCGGGCAACGUUUUUCCAGAUACCGUCUUACGACCUCUGUGGCUCGGUCGACUGCCAACAGCCGUGCAAGCCAUCCUAGCAACUCAAGAUCAGGCGAAUCUCGACAAACUCUCGCAACUCGCGGACGCGAUCGCGACGACGCUAGGUGCAAAGACUAUCGUGACGGAAGCUUCGGCACAGCCGAUACGAACGGUCCCAGGCCAGGUAGACCUCGGUGCCCUUUUCGAGUAG